AGUAGGUGGCGGAACCUCUUAAACACCACAGAAGAAGCCGAAAAGCAUCAACAGGAAGGUCUUUGUUACCAGCUUCUAUCGAGUUUUCAAACCAAAUAGAAUUCCACAGGCUUUUGCAGGAUGUUUCUAAUGUAAGAUUAGUCUAUAUGAGACGUUCAUUUGUCACAACUUAAAUCGAGUUUUGAUAUUUAAGAAGGUGUGGUCUAGCUUUUCUUUAUCUGAACGCUGUGACAAAGUAACUGUAGUAACUAGUAAAGUUGAAGAAAGAAUUCAGUAGCUUCCACGAUGGAUCAGGUCGCAGUUGUAAAUGAGAACUUGUUCUCAACUGGCCUACGUGGUUAAAUGAAGGACAGAGCUAGCCCAUCCCCCUCCAACCUGCCGGAGUCCCCUGGUCACAACUCUCCCGGUAGUGCCUUACUGCUGGAUCUGAAGAGGGUGUCUGUGCAGCUGGUCGACUGCAGGAAAACACCAGGGCAGAGUGGAACUGUGAGAGAAGGACACGAGGAGGGCGAUGGAGAUUUGAUUUCAUCAAGGGACACCCCUAACCGUCGUUCUCUCAGUGGGAGGGGCUUAUCAUCUGGGGAGCCUCAACAACAUCAUGUUGCUGACGAGACAGAGAAGAGUCUCUCCCAAUCAGAACAUCCCAAGAAACACCAGCAGAGACGUACAGGGAAGAAACCUCACCACUGCUGCUCUGACUGUGGGAAGAGUUUCACAAGCCAGAGUGGCUUCAUUAUUCACUGUGAUCAGUGUGGGAAGAGUUUUGCUGCAUCAAACACCUUCAAAUCUAAUGUAAGAAUUCAUACAGGGGAAAAGCCUUACCCCUGCCUUGAUUGUGGGAAAAGCUUUGUUAGUGCAGGAGCCUUAACCAUACACCAGCGUGUACAUACUGGAGAGAAGCCUUAUAGCUGUCAUCAGUGUGGGAAGAGCUUUAAUCAGUCAGUCAACCUGACUACACACCAGCUAAUACACACAGGAGAGAAGCCUUAUAGAUGUGAUCAGUGUGGAAAGAGCUUUUCAAUAUCAUCAAAACUAACCAUACACCAGCGAAUACACACAGGAGAGAAGCCUUAUAGCUGUGAUCAGUGUGGAAAGAGCUUUGCUGUAUCAGAAAAACUAACUAUACACCAGCGAAUACACACAGGAGAGAAGCCUUAUAGCUGUCAUCAGUGUGGGAAGAGCUUCAAUCAGUCAGUCAACCUGACUACACACCAGCGAACACACACUGGAGUGAAGCCUUACAGUUGUGAUCAGUGUGGAAAGAGCUUCAAUCGGACAGGCAACCUGACUAAACACCAGCGAAUACACACAGGAGAGAAGCCUUAUUGCUGUGAUCAGUGUGGAAAGAGGUUUGCUGUAGUUUCCACCCUGACUGCACACCAGCGAAUACACACAGGAGAGAAGCCUUAUAUCUGUGGACAGUGUGGGAAGAGCUUUGCUCUAUCAGAAACACUAACUAGACACCAGCGAACACACACUGGAGAGAAGCCUUAUAGCUGUGGACAGUGUGGGAAGAGCUUCAAUCAGUCAGGCAACCUGAUUGCACACCAGCGAACACACACUGGAGAGAAGCCUUAUAGCUGUGAUCAGUGUGGGAAGCAUUUCAGACAGUCAGGGACCCUUUAUUCACACCAGCAAACACACACUGGAGAAGGAACCUUAUGUCUGUCUAGGUGGGAAGAGCUUUGUUUAUUUAGGGCCAAUGAGGAAACCAGAAAGCACAAACUUGCUGUAUUUCAUCUCCCUCCCUUCCAGCACCGGUUCCAGAUCCCUAAAUAAAGGAUCAGUAGAAAACAUCUAGUGAACAGUCAUAUCCAUCUCCCAUUCUUAAACAGUUGACUUAGUCUGAUCACCAUGGUAACCUCUGUGCAGCAUAAUAUGCAGCUCUGAUCUAGGAUCAGGUCUCCCCUGUGUCUAUGUAAUAUCACACAUUGGGAUCUAAAUGGAUAAAUGUUAUUAUAGAAAAUGUCAUAGUGAACCUGUUUGUGUGGUGGGGUGUUGAUAAUUGUAUCUUUCAUCUACUCAUGAUACUAUUAUUAUUACAUGUCAUUAUGUAGAAUAAUGUUUCAACAAUAGGUGUAUAUUCAUGUAUUCAAUUGAUCAAUACAUUCAAUCCAUUAUCUUCUAAACAAGAAGUUAGUACUUAAAUUGUAUAUUUUAUAUAUCUAUAUUGAUUUAAAAUGCUCCUUACAGUAAUCAAUAAUACGUUAAAUAAUAUCCUUGAGGUCAAGGCAAGAACUAUUUAGACACUGCUGUGUCUUGUAACAACGGUUAAUGUAAUAACUUUUAGAUUUAUAAUGUAAUAAAACCGGUAAAUGUAAUAUCUUGUUGCUUAAUAUGAUAAAAUGUUGAAUUGUCAUAAAAUAACUUUUUCCACUUAAUCUAACAAGUUACGGUAUCUACUUUUUUUUUAUGAAAAAUGUAAUAACUUCAACCGAUCAUGUAAUAACACCUGAACCAAUGUUAAUGCACAUACCAUCCUCCACCAAUUACAAACCCACACACACAAACCUAUGCACUUGUACUCUAACACAUACACACAGUUAUAGACACGCAUUGAUUUGAAAAAAAAUAAAUCAACAAUUAAUCUAGUUCUUAUAGUCAAUGAGACAGGGUGCUCGGUCAGGCAAGAGGAAGAAGGAUUGGGAAAGUAACUGCGAAUAACAAUAAACUGAACUCCACCUAGCAGAAACAUCUUUGUAUUAGCAACUAUUACUUAUUAGUUUAUAUUGUAGUAAAGUUAAGGGGUGUCACCUUGGGCGGGGUGAACCAUACUAGGGGAUAAAAAGGGAAAACACUAUCUUGAGAACUGAGUGUGUUGUUUGCAAAUUGCUGUAAGUGUAAACUCCGGGUUGCAAUCCUUAUUAAACAAACUAACCUCUGAUCAAAUAA
Salmo salar (Atlantic salmon) is the source of this 2892-nucleotide messenger RNA. The record is from RefSeq and is a predicted model, not a curated record. NCBI's taxonomy places the organism in Eukaryota, Metazoa, Chordata, Actinopteri, Salmoniformes, Salmonidae.